AUGACAUCAUAUAAGACGUGUGCCGUGCCAAUGUGUAUAAGUACGACCAUUAAAAAUCCUGAGAAAUUGUUUAUACACGUUCCUAAAUGUCCAAAACGUCGAAAGCAGUGGUUACAGUUAGCACGCAGAGACUCGAAGUUUACAUCUGAUAAAUCUACAAUUUUCUUUUGUGAAGACCACUUUGAUCUACCUAAUGAUAUGGAAAAUUACAUUCAGUACAGUAUAAUGGAUUCUGUUGGUAAAAUAAGAAUGAAGCCGGACUGCUUGCCAUCAAAGUUUGAAUGUCAACCAGACAGAAUGAAACGUACUGCGCCUCCGCAGCCUCGGUCAGUCAUAAGCAAAAGGCGACGUAUGCACAUAAUACAGGAUGUAAUUUCCAAGGAAACUCAAAUGCCAGCAACAUCAGGCACGACAAGCGAGUGUAAUUUUCAGUCUGCUACUGUGAAGGAUGAAUGCUUUCCUAAUUUUCAAGAUAAAGCAAUACAAACCAAUACCACAUCUAUUGCAACAUCACCUUUUAAAGUUACAACGUCUGGAGUUCAAUCAGCAAGAUUUAUGAAUACUAAAAUUAAGAGGAAAUUAUUAUUCACAAGUGAGAAGCUAGAAGUGUCAUCUUCAAAUAGUUCAACACCCGUAAAACAUUCACUGUCAAAAACUGACACUUCACCGUCUGUUCAGUCCUUGGUUAUGAUGACAUCAACAAGUGACCAAGAGACUCAGUCUGAAUUAGCCCAAAUAAAAAUGAAAAUUGAAGCAGAAACUCUAUGCAAAAUUUCAAUUGAAAAUACUGUAAGAUUAAUU
Brenthis ino (lesser marbled fritillary) is the source of this 801-nucleotide messenger RNA. NCBI's taxonomy places the organism in Eukaryota, Metazoa, Arthropoda, Insecta, Lepidoptera, Nymphalidae. The record is from the annotation of a GenBank genome assembly.